AUGAGUCUGCGGCGCACGCAGCAGGCAUGGGGCGGCCGCGCUGCCGGCGGCGGCGCGAGCGGCGGCGGGCCGCCCGGGGCACCCCAGCUCGCGGCGGCGCGGCAGCAACAGCAGCAGCAGCAUCAGAACCCGCCCCUGCCGCCGGAGGCGCGCGAGAAGGUGGCCGGCCUGCUAGACCGGCUAAUGGGUGCGGACGCGGCGCGGGCGGCAGACGCGCAGGCGCGCGCAAUGGGCAGGCGGCAGUGA
Molecule: messenger RNA, 246 nt
Organism: Monoraphidium neglectum
Lineage: Eukaryota; Viridiplantae; Chlorophyta; Chlorophyceae; Sphaeropleales; Selenastraceae
Exons: 2
Coding region: 1-246 (81 amino acids)
Source: RefSeq, a predicted model, not a curated record